UCAGUAUGCAAGUUAGUGUUUGGUGCGACACAACAAUGCGUCACGUGUCCCGCAGCUUUAUGUUGCUUCUACUGACCUGUCGCCUUCAGCACGGAUGGGCAGGUGAAAAAACUCCGGACACACUGUCGUCAAGAGCAGGCAAGACUCGUUCCAGGGUGCUUGAUGGAAAAAAUUAUGACGCGUCGGUGCGACCUACCAAAGCCAACAGCAGCGUUACAACGAUUCACGUUGCUUUUCCACAUGCAGGCAGUUGGUCGACAGAUGAGGACCUUCAAUAUGGGUACUUGGACGUCACCCAAGCCAUAAAUCUCGUGUGGUACGACGAUGGGCUUGCUUGGAGUGAGCAGGGUAGUAGAACAGUGAUACCGAUCCACAACUUACAAGAAAUAUGGACGCCUGGAUUGACUCCAGUGAACGCCCUACAGUACACCAGCGCCGACCAAAUAGUGGCUACAUCUGACGGGGUGGUCAUCUUGUUUUCCCAUUUCCGCGCCCGGCUUCCCUGUGACAUGGACAUGACUGAAUACCCCAACGACGAGCACAACUGCACAAUCACAUUUGCUGCACUCUCCUAUCCACGCCAAGAUAUUGAAUUUAAAGCACAAUUACUGCCCAACGACACAACACGUAACAUUUCGAAAUGGCAGCCAGUUUCGACGUGGACUUCCACCGGUCAGUUCUUGGACAGUUCGUCGGUUCAACUAGUCAUUCGUAUUCGCCGUGUCGGUGCUGCCAGUUUCAGGUACACGAUUAUAAUACCGACAGCGGCCGUGGCGGUUACGACGUUGCUGGUUCUGUGGUUACCCGUGAGAUGCGGCAGAAGGGUGACGUUGGCCUGCUUCAAUUUUGCGACCACAUGGUGGCUACUCUUGAAGGUAUCAUGGCUGUUCGAAUCUUCUGCGACUGUGCCGAAGAUAGUCAUCUACCUAAGCCUAGCGACGGCAACAAACGCCGCCAUCCUUGUGUGGUCUGUGUUGAACCUCAACAUCGCAGCAACAUCGACACUGGGGCCUUGUGUGCAUGAAAUCGCCGAACGCUUCCUUCAACAUCCCUUUACUGUAAAUGUAUUUUGCUUGGUAUCCAGGAGUGCGGGUUGCAAUGCUAUGGCGAGACAAGAUGAUCGGGAGGACGAAGCUGAAGCAGAGCAGCCAACUAUGGCAGAAUCUGCGUUGAAGGAGGACAGUCGACUUAUGACAGUGAAAGCGUUGGACAGGUUCGCAUUUUACGCAUUUUUCUUCGUUCUUAUUGGCACGUUCACCUGGAGUUGUAUUUGAUGCCUAUCCUUGCUAUUUAGCCGAGGUUGGAAAUAGUGCACUGUUCUUAUUAACGACUUUGUAUACCGGACGAGUUUAGGUCCUGUUAGCGCAUAAAGGUACCAUACCAUUCCACCCUACAUACCGUCAUAGCCCAAGGAACAACUUCCUCUGCUGCACAGUUUCACUACUAGCAGAAACACUUUAAUCAUUGUGCUUCAAAUGUGCUACAAAUGUCUGGAUUUCUCCGGGUGAAAGGAUGGCUUUGGAACGUUCUUCUAACAUUGACGGAGGCUCUGUUACUGCGCUCUGUUGUCCAUCGACCUUCCACUGAAAUCUUCUACCGGCGUUCUUGACGUAUCGGUUGGCUCCGAGAAGGGCAGGUUGGAUGUCUUCCAGCUCGAAGUCUCCAAGCAGCGUCUGUGUUAGUAAAAUGCUGCCUAAGAAAGCGUCUAUCAAUCGCUCAUUGAUUCGGCAGUUGAAGCUGUCUAACAAUGAAACACUUGACUAAAUACUAGACUUCUUGUUCUCGCUACUACCCACUUGGAUGGGCGCUGCCUUCGAGAGGUUUGCACAAAGUAA
Ornithodoros turicata is the source of this 1835-nucleotide messenger RNA. RefSeq names its product neuronal acetylcholine receptor subunit beta-2-like. Gene Ontology annotation, biological process: regulation of membrane potential; nervous system process; chemical synaptic transmission. The coding region runs from base 6 to 1274 and encodes 422 amino acids. Lineage: Eukaryota; Metazoa; Arthropoda; Arachnida; Ixodida; Argasidae. The record is from RefSeq and is a predicted model, not a curated record. Gene Ontology annotation, molecular function: transmembrane signaling receptor activity; transmitter-gated monoatomic ion channel activity involved in regulation of postsynaptic membrane potential; excitatory extracellular ligand-gated monoatomic ion channel activity. Gene Ontology annotation, cellular component: plasma membrane; neuron projection; synapse. The transcript has 6 exons.